GGCAGGAAGAGCAUUCCCUUCAGUCUUGUCAUUUUCUUUUAUUCUUCAAAGAUUCAUUCAAUUCUUUGUAUUUUUUUUUUUUUUUUUUGUCAAACUUACCCAAUUACAUUUCACAUCAGCAUUAGAUGAUUGUUUGAUUUACUUUCUACUUUUUUCAUCGUCCAAUUAUUAUGGGAUUACACUUGAAAUUAUGUUCAGAUUCUUCUCUUAGAACGGCGAAUCCGAAACGCCGCCGGCGAGAAUUUUCUCUAUUUCCAUGCAAAAAACCUAGGAAAGAUAUUCUCAGUAUAGCUUCUUUGCAGAUAACACCGUUUGGUCUCCCUUUAAUAUCGAAAACUACCGGUACUUCCUGUGACUGUAUGCUUCUCGAGCCCUAUAAGCUCUACACUAUUGGACGCAGUAAUCAGUACUGCGACUUUUUGUUCUGUGAGCCUCGUGUUAGCAAAGUUCACUGCCAAUUUUUCUUUGAUUUGUUGAACAAGAAGAUAUAUUUGUCUGAUGGAGUGUUUUUGAGCUUUGGUGCAAACUGUAGUUCUAGGGUUAGGGCAUCAUUGAAUGGAGUGUUUGUUAAUGGGAUUAGGAUUGGAAAGGGAGAAGUUGUUGAAAUUUGUGCAGGCGAUGAGGUUUCGCUUGUUUGUGGGAAAGGAGAUGGUUGUGCUACAGGAAUUCAGAUAGGAUUUAGUGUGACAAAAGUAAUGUAUGCUGCAGAGAUUGCUGACAGGCAUGUUAUUAAUUGUAAUGGAAGUGGUGUAUACUCUGAUUAUGCUCUAGUUAGGUCUAAAAAUGGUGGAGUUACUGCAAAAGCAAAUAUUUUGUUGAAUAUGUCUAGGGAAAUAUUGUCUUGUAAUGACCCUAUAAAAUGUAUUAGAAAAUGUGUUAUCCUUGAUCAUGACAUGGGGGCUACUCAUAAAGUUACAAAAGUUGCAUCUCUGGUAUUGCAAGAAAAUGUUGAAGUUCCUCCAAUGGGUGAUGGAGCUGUGAGAAAAGAUGUCUCACUUUGUGAGGGUCCAGAAGCUGGCCACAGUUUGGCGUGUGAAUAUUGUCAACAAACAGCUCAAACUUCUGAGAGAAAUACCAAGUUCGAGUGCUGCAACAAUGAUCAAGAAAUAAGAGAACAAAUGGAUAAUACUGGAGUUGAUCUUGAGAAUGGCAUUGUUGCUAAUGAUAAACAUGGCGCUCUCUCUUUGGAGUGCAUGGAGAAGGAGGCUGUUCCUCAGGUUGCAGGUGUUGGGCAAGAAAGGGAAGGGGUUCGUUUUGUUCCACCUCCAGGAAAGAUGUUCUAUUUGAAUCAGCUUCACUGUAUCAACCAAAGUUCAUCAGAAAAUGUUGUUUCAUUGCCAGAGCUUCUCCAUCCUGUUAACAGCAUUGAUAGGCUGUUUGUUGCAACAUUCUCAAGUGAUAUUCUUUGGUUUCUUUCAUAUUGUGAAAUUCCACCCUAUUUUCCCAUCACUAUUGCUUGCCACAGUGCUGAAAGGUGUUGGAGCUCGAGCCCUGAUAAAAGGACCUCAAUGCCUUACCCAGAAUUUCCAAAUUUGAUAGUUGUGUACCCUCCAUUUCCUGAGGUUAUAGCUUUUGGGAAAGACCGGAGGAAAUCAGGUAUUGGUUGUCAUCAUCCGAAGUUGUUUCUUGUGCAAAGAGAAGACAGCAUUCGAGUUGUGAUCACUUCAGCAAAUUUGGUACCAAGACAGUGGCAUGGGGUGACCAAUACAGUUUGGUGGCAGGAUUUUCCACGCUUAAGUAGUCCAGACUAUUUAUCAUUUUUCACCCAAUUGCCUGAAGGAGGAGUUGAUAAAGAUUCAAGAUCUGAUUUCUCCACUCAGCUGGUUGGAUUUAUAGCAUCUCUGCUAGCUGAUGUACCAAGUCAGGCAUACUGGAUCCUUGAGUUAGCAAAGUAUGACUUUAAGGGGGCUGUGGCAUACCUGGUUACUUCCAUACCUGGAGUUUACUCACAUAGGAGUCCUUUAUUUUCUGAACCGAGAUAUUUCUUAGCUGGUGGUCAGCCCAUGCCAUUGUCUCAUCAUGUAAAGUCGCUUGGUUCUGUUGAAGCAUCUGUGGCUGGUCUAAGCUAUAUUUUCCGUACUUCGGCUGAUUCAAAUGGGGCAAGACUGAAGAAACUUGCUACCUUCCUUAGGAAGUGCAAAGAAAAUAUGUAUGGGAUGACAGAGGUUGUUCUAAGAAGGGAUUCAAAGAUACCAGCUGAUGCAAAUGCUGUUAGCAUUCUUGUUCCAAACCCAGAAGAAGUUUUCAUGGGAGAUUGUGUUCAACUUGGGUUUCUUCCAAAAGAUGUUGCAAAGUGGGUUGCUCCACUUUCAGAUGUUGGCCUAUUUUCAUUUUCAGCAUAUAUCUAUCCAGAGGAGGUUCUUGGUGCAGCUUUAGAAGGAAGCAACAACAAAGUAAAACUGCUGCUCCAUGUCUUUCAGGGUCCAUCUUUUUCGUCUAUCUCAAAUAUAACAAGCACUGAACAUAUUUCUGCAACAUGUUCACUAGUUAGAGCUCUUCAGAGGCGUUUUGGUCUGUGGCGGCUCCAUGAGGUCUUAGGUCAGUAUAAAUGGCCUGAACACACAGAAAAUGAUUUUGUAUUUGGUUCAUCAUCCAUUGGAUCUAUCAAUGCACAAUUUCUAGCUGCUUUUUCAGCAGCAGCUGGAAAACGAUCAUUACGGUGUUCUGAGUCUGAGGAGUCUGAUCCAGAUUGGAGCUGCUGGAGUGCAAGUCAAGAAAUAAGAAACCCAUCUAUUAGAGUUAUUUUCCCUACUGCUGAAAGAGUGAAAAGUUCCAAAAGUGGAAUCUUAUCAUCAAGACGUAUCUUAUGCUUCUCAGAGAAAACAUGGCAAAGGUUGAAACCUGUGGGUAUACUACAUGAUGCCAUUCCUUGUCCCAGUCACAGAGAUGGGAUCCCUAUGCACGUAAAGGUAGCCAGAAGAAGGUUUCAGUCUAAGGCUGAUGUUCCUUCCUUUGGAUGGGUUUACUGCGGAUCACACAACUUCAGUGCAGCUGCAUGGGGGCGUCCAAUUUCUGGUCCACUAGACAGGAAAGCCAACAACAACAUGAGAAGUAAUUCUGUGUUGGGUUCACGACUUCACAUUUGUAACUAUGAAAUUGGUGUUGUUUUCAUUGUCCCCCCAACAGAUACUGGGGAUUAUGCUAAUAGCGAGGCCAAACUCUUGGAUGAUAUUGCCUUGCCCUUUCUUGUACCUGCUCCGAAGUAUAAACCCACCGAUUGGCCAGCUACACCACGAGCUAUGAAGGAGGCACUGGCUGAACUUAGUGAGCGAGAGAAACAUAUUCUCGAGUCGGCAGCAAUUUCCGGAGAGUGGAUGGAGGAGGAGAUUCCAGAUGAAAACGACGAAAUUUUGGAGGAUACUGCAUAUGUUGCAGCAGAAAAGGAAGAUGAGAAGGCUUAUGCAGAUAGACUGUGGUGCCAAGUUGAUUCUUUGCAGUGUCGUUAAAAUCUUGUAGGGACCACUUCUGGCCAUAAUCAAAUAUGCACAAGGAGGAAACUGCAUGUCUGCCGACUGCUGAGGAUGUUUCUUACUACAUCGUACUGAAGAGGGUAAAAGUCACUCAAGGAACAAAAGGCAGGAAAAUGGGAAGACAACUUGGAAGCGAUGAAUUUGGUUGUAAGUAAAAGGUACGUUUUGUUUUCAUUAUUCCAUUGACUUAUAAUGUGAACACUCAAUUGCGUGGAUAGUUUUUGCUUCGUGUUCAGUGUGAUGGAUUGCACAUGGGGUGUUCAGCUCACCACAUCACUUGCACACUUUCUUACGUUAAAUAUUCAAAUAACUUAGUCUAA
This is a messenger RNA of Ipomoea nil (Japanese morning glory), 3790 nucleotides long. RefSeq lists its product as uncharacterized. The record is from RefSeq and is a predicted model, not a curated record. Gene Ontology annotation, cellular component: nucleus. The transcript has 13 exons. Gene Ontology annotation, molecular function: nucleic acid binding; phosphoric diester hydrolase activity; hydrolase activity, acting on acid anhydrides, in phosphorus-containing anhydrides. Gene Ontology annotation, biological process: DNA repair. Bases 171 to 3446 code for a protein of 1091 amino acids. NCBI's taxonomy places the organism in Eukaryota, Viridiplantae, Streptophyta, Magnoliopsida, Solanales, Convolvulaceae.